Electrophorus electricus (electric eel) is the source of this 16933-nucleotide messenger RNA. RefSeq names its product ring finger protein 213a (gene rnf213a). The record is from RefSeq and is a predicted model, not a curated record. Gene Ontology annotation, biological process: ubiquitin-dependent protein catabolic process; sprouting angiogenesis; negative regulation of non-canonical Wnt signaling pathway. Gene Ontology annotation, cellular component: membrane; nucleolus; cytosol. Gene Ontology annotation, molecular function: metal ion binding; ATP hydrolysis activity; ubiquitin-protein transferase activity. NCBI's taxonomy places the organism in Eukaryota, Metazoa, Chordata, Actinopteri, Gymnotiformes, Gymnotidae.
AGAUGUGAGUGAUGUAGCAAAAUGGCCAAUUUAUUCCCAAAAAGGGAGGCAUUACAAAAAGCGAUACACCAACAUACUGUAGCGACUAACAAAAUAAUAAUAAAUAAUCCCUGGGCAUUUUGACUGAAUAUAUUUAUAAAGGUGAUCAGGUUGAUAGUCGAGAAAGCUUGCCGUUGUAAACCAGAGAUCUGCGAUGGCACUUUGAGAGCCUACAGGCGUGAAUGUGGAAAUUCCCAUACUAAUUGAUAGACUUUAGAGUCAGAGAUGGGCUCUAGACAUUAUAUCGCUUCUGCUGUCUUACUCAAGAUCACACCCAUUUUCUCUGAAACGAAAGUUCCCGACUGUCGAAAGUGAAUGUUUUCCUGGUGGGAUAUACACUGUGAGUCUGUUAACAGCCAUCGGUCGAUUCGCUUCAGUGCGAUGUUGGUCGUCUAAAUAAAAGCUGUUUAGUUCAAACCACUAACGUUAAAGCUACAUCUUCGGUCAGCCGUUAUCAAUACACCUGCAUAGUUUUUCAGAAUGAAGUGUCCAAGUUGUGAUCAUGUGGCUUUGGAGGCGACGGCAAAGUUCUGCAGUCAGUGUGGGACUAGGCUGACAGCACAGCCUUCUGACAACAUACCAGACAAAACACCAGAGCAGUCUGCUCAGACACCAGUCGUUCCACCGGGUACUGAUGUGGAAACGGCUGAAAUGAAAGCAUACUCCUCAGCCUUGGAUAAUCAACAAACAACUGUCUCUCCUAAAAGGCUAAAUGAAAAUGAUGACAACUGCCCAAAGCCCCACAAAAAGAGAAAAAAGAAGAGGAAAAACAAAAGGAGAUUGUCGGAACCCACGUCCCUGUCUUCUGAUCUCUCUAUCAUCUCCCUGACUGACAAAGACAUGGACCAAAGACAGGAGGAAGCGAUAUCGUCUGACAGCGAGGAGUCGGCCUGUGCUAUGGAUGAGGCAGCCGACCCACUCGAAAGCAAGGCCAGUAUGCCUGCUGAGUCCCUGCACCCCUGUCCAUCAGAACCAUUGGCUGCUGCUCCCACUUUGUCUGAGCCAGGUCCUGACAUUGACCAGUGUACAGAAUGCAGCGCGAGCCCAGCAACAACACAAAGAUCGAAAUCUCAGUCUGUUCGAGAUCCCUCUCAAAACAAAGAUGUGGACAUGGACAGCAGAGUCAAUUCAUGUCAGUCAACCUCACAAGGACAAGAUCAGUCAGGAGAAUCAAAGAAUUCCAAGUCUAGGUCUCAAAAAUGUCAACAAGAGCAGAAAGGAUCAUCUACAUCAUCAUCAUCAUCUAACAAAGCACAAACCACGUCAGGCCAAAGUGCCAACAAGGACCAGAAUGCAAACAUAUGCAACACUCCAGAGAAAGAAAGACUGAAAACAGGGAGUCUAAACCAGGGAGAUAAGAAAUCCCCAGCCGGUCAUGGGGAAAAGACGUUUGGAUCGCAGAGCCGACAGAAGCCUCAGGUGAUGGGCCAGGGCUCUAGUGUAGAUCCACAGGAGAAGGUGGAGCACAGUCUGCCUCUACAGUGCUCUCAUGGAAAGGGAGACGGCUCAACUGACACCAAAACCCCCCAGCCUGAGAAGAGCAGCAGAAGUGAUGAGGCAGAGACCAAGAAGGCCACCCCACCUCCAAAAAGAAUUCCCACUUCGGCCCAGCAGCCUUCUACCGGUGCGAGACUCACCAUCUAUUUUCAUGCUGUGUUGUCAAAGGACUUCAAGUUUAACCCAGAUGAAGACCGCAUAUUUAUAAGGGCUGGCAGACACAUUGGGGAUUGGGGAGAAAAUUUGGUGGAGAUCUAUGUAUCACGGGACCUUGGAGAACAUGGAUUUCUUGUAGAGGGAAAACUUGUCUCCAGCAAGGACAGUGCAGAAGCUGUGUCCAUACCCUACAAGUAUGUUAUAUACAAGACAAACAAGGAGAAAUAUGAAUACGAAUAUAUCUACAAAAUGGAUUCAAGUGAAACCACCAACAGGUGUCUUUUUAUUAAGCAAGUUCUACUUAAUGAAGAAGGAGAAUGGCACCAGUAUGACGACAUAAUCUGCGCCGCACCGUCCAAAAAUGUGCUUAAGAAACUGAAGGAGACCUUUUGGCCUGACCAGAGGAAAAGCGUGAUCCAGGGGAAAGAGAUUGCCGGCAGGAUUAUGCUGGACACAAUAUUUGACCUCCUGAGUAGCUGGAGCAUCGUCAACCUCAGAAGUUUUGUUAGCCAGCUCAAACAGUUCUAUCAUAUCUAUGGCAACCCCUUUGUAUUUGAAGAAGAGGAUAAAAAGUGGUAUUCUUUGAAUUACGGAGAAAAAGACGUGAGUAACCUCAUAAAGCACUUUAUGAUAGAAAAAGUGAUUCCAGAGCUUCAGAAAGAUGCCACAGGGACAGGCGCUUACAUUAAAGGACCUCUGAAGGCUGCUAUCAUCAUGCUGUAUGUGUGGAAGCAGUACCGCCUUAAACUAGAACUGGGCGAGCUUGGUCGCCUCUGCACUGCCCUCUGCCUGCCAAAUCUGCCUGAAGACAAGUUCCUCCCUUUCUGGACUGAUGUAAAAGAAUCAUUUUCAUGCCUGAAAAACCUACCUGAUAUUUUGCUGGAUCUGAUUAACACACUGAAGCCAGAAAAGCGGACCCAAUGGGUUAUUGUCAUCCCACUUCUGCAUCUUCUCAAGGGAACAUCCAAACCCUUCGAGCCUGUUUCACACACACUCAGCUCAAGAAAUGAAAAGUCCUGGGAUGGGUUACAGGGAUUGAAAACCACCAGUGCCAGUCAGUGGUCUUCACAAGACAGAAGAGCCAUGAUAAAACUCAUGCAGAAGAAUCUUCAUCUCGUGGAGGUGGACCGACUGCUGGCUCGCUCAUGGAUGUGCCUGAUGACUCUGAAUGACUUGGUGGAGUACAGUACCAGCAUCCACGUGGAGCUGCUGGACAUCUUACAAGUUUUUAUUUUGAAAACUCCUGCAGACCUUUCCUACGGUGAUUCCACAAGUGUAACAGAUACUUUGACAUUCAUUCAAACCCAGCUUCUUGAGCAAAAAUACAAAUGUUUCUCUGUUGAUUAUGGGAGAGACUGCUUAGCCGCAGCAGUGAAACUACUGGAGAGGAUAUGCACGGCAGUCCGGACCUCCUACGUCCAGAAUGUCACAGAAGUUCCGAUUGCUUGCCUGAAUCUUGUGGUCUCAGUUACAGACUUUUUGCAGUGUCUUGUACAGGAGAGAAAAGAUGGCGAGCCUUCAAAUGCAAAUGUUCUUGAGCUGUUGUCCCUGGCGAUGAAAACAAUCAGGACUUGGAUAGGGCAGACUUUUAAGCGAGGGCUGUUGGUCAGCUACUCCUUUAGUGCCAGCCUUACUUCAGAGAUUGAGAUGUGGAACAACAUUAUCUCCAUACGCUUUGAAAGUGAGGACUUCACAAAAGAGUGGAGGGAAACGUUUACUGGAGACUUUGAAGGGAAAUUUCGACAGGAGACGCCUCUAAACCAGAUUGAAGUCUACUGCAACAAUAUUGAGGAGCUGAAUGAAUCUCAUCCGUACGUGGCUAAAAGUAUAGAAAAGUGUGCCCUCCAAGCUGUUACCUCAGUGUGCCAGACCAAGACUGAGGGCACACUAUUUGACAGAAUCAAAAUAAACUGGAAAUUUGGAAAUCUUAUAUCUGCAAUCAUACAGAAGUCAUGGCCAAAAAAUGAAAGUGGAUCCUAUGAGGAGGAGGAGGAGCUGAUCCUUCAGCAUCUACUCAGUUGGACAGCAGCCAAGAAUGUCUUUCAGCUUUAUGGUGCUGAUGAAAAAUUGAUUGAUGAGCUCUCUGAAGAGGCCAAGAAUAGACUUGCUGUGGCAACAUCUCUGUUCACACACAUUUCACAUCAGCUCCUCGAGGGAGACAUAAGGAUAAAGGUUCUGAACCAUAUCUUGGACAAGAAGAAUACUUUUAUAGAGCUAAUGAAAAUAGACUGUCUCUGUGAAAAUGAGCAUUGCAGAGAUACCGGUGCAAUGAAGAGACUUCUUCAAUUUCGACAGAUGGAGAUGAAAGCCAUAUAUCAUGAAAACGAGCUGGUUAAGGGACUCAUUGCAAUGUUCCAGAAGCUUCAGGAGCAUGUUACAGUUGAUUUGGAAGACCUAGAGGAAAAAAUACAGAUUCACAUUGAUGAGAUGAGGCUGAAUACGUUCAUGGAGGUUCAUCCAUUUAACCAGAUUGCUUCACAAAUGGCUGGUGUAGUCACGUACUUUAACCUUGAAGAGUAUGUGCAUUCCAUGGCAAAAACCUUUAACAAAUUCGAAAAGAGCUAUAUUUUCAAGAUGUGUUGGGAGAGCCAGGCUAAGAUUUUUGCCAGAUCUGCAGAGGAUGAAUAUAGUUCAGAGAGCUUACCUUUGGAUGAAGAGGCUGGUGUGGCUACACCUGAUGUGAUUUACUUUGACAUAUUUCAGCCAUGCUACGAAAAAUAUAAAAAUAUGUAUGCUAGCUUAAAGGAUGGUAGCAUGACUUUUGAAGAAGUUGACGUCACAUUUAAAGCCUACAUGGGAAAGUAUGAAGAACUUGCUGAUGAUGUUGCAAUCAUGUGCAAGCUGGAUGCCGUAGAUGACAAGCAAUGGAUUCCAAGGAGGAUUCAGCAGAUUGAGCAGUACCACGAGCUUCAUCUAGCAGUUGAAUCCGCUCAGGUGGUCAUGAUGGUGAAGCAGACACUUUGCCUUCAAGGGGACUUCCAAGUCUUGGAGAAGUUACUUGUAGUUACACACUUGGACUUUAAGAAGGAGCGCAUUGACAGUAUUGACAAUGAGCUCAUGCAGGCCAAAGCUGUACUUGUGGACAUCACAGAGCCUCGUAGACACUGCCUGCAGGAGCUGGGGCUGAGGAAGAACUUCGUCAUGUGGGUUAAAGAAGCUCUUGAAGAUAUCAAUGAGUUGAAGGUGUUCGUUGACUUGGCCUCCAUCUCUGCUGGAGAAAAUGAUCUAGAUGUGGAUAGAGUGGCUUGCUUUCAUGAUGCUGUUCUUGGCUAUUCUCCAAUGCUCUAUGAGCUAAAGACGGAUGCUGGCUUCAGGAUCUUUAAGGAGAUCCUGAAGAAGCUUUGGAAGGCACUUGAUAAUGACCCCAAUCUCCCUAAAAAACUGCGUGACACUGCAAGACACUUGGAGUGGUUGAAGACAGUGAAGGAUAGCCAUGGAUCUGUCGAACUGUCUUCUCUGUCCUUGGCCUCAGCUAUCAACACAAAAGGAAUAUACAUCAUCAGUGCAGAAAACCAAAAGAAGUUAAGUCUGGAUAAAGUCAUAAAACUGCAGAUUACAGAGGUGCAUGAUGAAGGCCUUGAGACGCGGUGUUAUUCUCUCGAAGAUCUCAGGGACCUUCAGAAUAAACUAAUGCUCAUGUCUGGCAAAGGUGAACAAGGUCAGAAUGAAGUUGAUCAGUUUGCAGAGGUUUUUGCAGGGGUUCAGAGGUUGGCCUCUGCAUUUAUUGAUUUGUUUGUGGCUGGAAAUCCACUGUUCAGACACUGGGAGACACAUAUCAACUGUAAUAGUAAAGAGGCCUGCAUAGUCAUGGACUUCAACUUGAAAGAUGUUGUUAGUGUUGUCUUAGUUAAGGGUAAUGUGGCAGAGCAACUCCCAGAAGUCUGUAAGAAAAUGGAAAAAUGCUUGAGGUUUUGGAAUCACUUCAUGGACAAACAGAGAUCUCAGUAUUACUACCUUAACUAUUUUACAGCGGAACAGUUAGUCUAUCUGUGCAAUCAGUUGACUCAGAAACACCAAGAAGAUCAAGCUUUUAUGAUGCUUUCCUUUAUCAAGCCUAACUGCACUAUUGUUGACUUGAGGGAGUCUAUGCAUGUCCUUCAGUAUGAGAUACUUAAAAGACCCCUUGAAAGAAAUGAAGACCUAGAUUUUCAAACCUUUGCUGAAGUUCCAAACAGGGCUGAAAUUGACAUAAUGGGGAUAAAUGUUGAAGACGUCUGUUCCAUUGAUGAUCUGGAUCAUUUUACCAUGGAAAAUGAGUCUGAAAGACUUGACACAAUUUGGAAUGCAUACAUGAAAAACAUGCAAAAGUUCCUCCACUAUACUCUUGAUGUCAGAAGUCUAGGGAGACUUUUGGAAAUUUUGGCUAAUAGUGCCAGUGAAAGUGAGGAUGAUACUGAUGAUGAUGCAGAGGAUGGUGCUUUUCUGAAGAAGAGACAGGGAAACAUACAGAGAGAACUGCCCAAGGGACUGACUGUUGGAAAACCAAAUCUCAUCAUCUGUCCUCCUACAGAGAUUUUGACUUCUUGCAUCUCCAUUUACAUGAGCAGUGACCAUGAGCCACUGCCAACAUAUGAUGAAGUGCUCCUGUGUGAUUCGUCCACUCCAUAUGAGCAAGCAGAACUGUUCCUCAGACGCUGUCUCACUACUGGCUAUAGGGGAGAGAAGAUCUAUACCAUGCUGUAUGUAGAUCAGCUGACCUAUGAAGUCAGCUACAAAGUGGAGCAGUUUUUCCAGCGUUACAAGGCACAGAGCAGAAAUGACUACAGACUGGUUUUGAUUUGUGGCUCAGACCGUGAACAUGCCUAUGUUCCAUCAGCUUUCAGUCAGUUUAGGUUGCAUAUGGUACCUCAGGAGCCCCUGAGCAGUAUUCAGACAUACCUUGACAAGCACUACACUGUUCCAAAUGACCAGUGCAGUGCUGCUGCUGUUUUUAAAAACAGAAAAUUUGUGGGAGUUGUGUCUUCAAGAAGGGCAGGUGUUGGUAAAUCACUUUACAUACGUCGGACAUAUGAGAAAUUGAAGAUGAUUACCAAAAGGUCGACACAUCUCAAGUGUAUCCGGUUGAUCGAGCCAAGGAUAGACGAAAAUGCGGUUCUUCAAUCAAUGCUCAACAGCAGCAAGAUGGAACUAACUGUCUUUCAUUUUGAUGUUACUUCCUCGGUGCAGAACGGUCUCCAUGAAUUUCUCUUUAGGCUGCUGAUUUUGGGUUAUCUUUUGGACUCAGAAGGAAGAAUGUGGAAAUGUAACAACAGGCACUUGUAUAUCGUUGAGCUUCUAGAGUCUCGCACACAUGUGCCUAGAAAUGGCCCAAGAGGCGGUUCAAAUGUACGAUCUGCCUUCCUAAAUGUAUUUCCAAGUGUCCACUGCAGAGCUCCCAAAGAGGUCCUUGAGUUCGAAAUGAAUGUACAAGAAAAUGCAUCCCAAGCCAAGGAUGAUGACCCCUUAAUGGAUGACCAGGAGUUCAAAAGUGAAGCAUAUCAGCGCCCAUACCAGUACCUAAAACGUUUCUACAAUGGCAGAAGCUUGGAUGAUUUUAGAUACAAGGAAACUGAAGGAAGUCAAGUGGAAUGUCUACAGAUGUUGCUUGUGUACUGUGGGGUUGGAGACCCAUCCUGGGCAGAGUUGAGGAAUUUUACGUGGUUCUUGAACCAACAACUGCGAGACUGUGAGACCUCUGUCUUCUGUGAUUCAUCUUUCACAGGAGACACUCUGCUUGGUUUCAAGAACUUUGUGGUUGACUUCAUGAUACUCAUGGCAAAGGAUUUUGCCACACCUUCUCUGAGCAUCUCUGACCAGAGUCCUGGCAGGGUACAGAUGGACCUUGCUGGUGUAAAUGAGGAAGACCUUGCUCCAUUCAGGAUCAGAAAGAGAUGGGAAUCUGAACCUCAUCCUUAUAUUUUCUUCAACGAUGACCAUGAGUCCAUGACAUUUAUUGGCUUUCAUCUACAGCCAAAUGAGCAGAAUGGAGUAGAUGCAAUUGAUCCCUCAUCAAAGGAAGUGAUCAAGAAAAACAUUAUGACUACAGAACUGUAUGAGGGCCUCAAGCUCCAGAGGGUCCCUUUCAAUGUAGAUUUUGAUAAGCUGCCAAGAGGAGAGAAGAUUGAGCGAAUAUGCAGAGUUUUGGGAAUUCAGUGGCCUCUUGACCCAGAUGAAACAUACGAGCUCACUACUGACAACAUAUUGAAGAUUCUGGCAAUUCAUAUGCGCUUCAGGUGUGGCAUCCCUGUCAUUAUCAUGGGUGAGACAGGGUGUGGGAAAACCAGGCUCAUCAAAUUCCUGUGUGAGUUGCAAAGGUACGGAGUUGCGACAGAGAAUUUGAAGCUAGUCAAAGUUCACGGAGGAACAAAUUCAGAUAUGAUUUACACCAAAGUGAGGGAGGCAGAGACCAUUGCAGUCACAAACAAGCAAGAUUAUGGCAUUGACUCUGUCUUAUUUUUUGAUGAGGCGAACACAACAGAGGCCAUCAGCAGUAUUAAAGAAGUGCUCUGCGACAAGACAGUAGAGGGAGAAUCAAUGGCCCCAUACUCUGGCUUGCAAAUUAUUGCUGCAUGUAAUCCAUACAGGAAACACACAGGUGUAAUGAUUAAGAGAUUGGAGUCAGCUGGUUUGGGAUAUCGAGUGCGAGCUGAAGAAACGGAUGAAAAGCUCGGGUCCAUUCCUCUCCGUCAGCUUGUGUACAGAGUGCAGGCUUUGCCUCCUAGCAUGAUUCCAUUAGUGUGGGACUUUGGGCAACUCAAUGAUCAUACUGAGAAAAUGUAUAUCCAGCAGAUAGUUCAAAGAGUAGCUGAAAAGCACGUUUUCAGUGAGAGCUACAUCAAAAUGAUCACAGAUGUCUUGUCAGCUUCACAGAAGUACAUGAGGACAAGAAAGGAUGAGUGUAGCUUUGUAAGUCUAAGGGAUGUUGAACGCUGCAUGCAGGUAUUUACAUGGUUCUUCCAAAAUAACACAAUGCUGCUUUCAGAACUUGCUCAGUUUGAGAGUGAGCAAAGAGCACAGAUAAAUGAAGAAAGUCAGAGGGAAGCUGAUGAAAGAGACCCUAUUUUGUGGUCAUUGGUGAUGGCUAUUGGUGUUUGUUACCAUGCCUGUUUGGAAGACAAAGACAAGUACAGAGUCAAAAUCUGCAAAUACUUCCCAGAGAUAUAUAGUCCAGUGAAGUUAAUGCAGGAGCUCACAGUUAUGCAAGACCUUCUUCUCAGUGGUGUUCCACUGGGUGAAACAAUUGCACGAAACAGUGCUCUGAAGGAAAAUGUUUUCAUGAUGGUGAUUUGCAUUGAGCUGCGAAUUCCCCUCUUUUUAGUUGGGAAACCUGGAAGCUCUAAAUCUUUGUCUAAAACUCUGGUCGCCGACGCCAUGCAAGGCCAAGCAGCUCAUUCUGAUUUGUAUAGGAAACUGAAACAGAUUCAUCUGGUGUCAUUUCAGUGCAGUCCUCAUUCCACACCAGAAGGCAUCAUCAACACAUUCAAGCAGUGUGCUCGUUUUCAGGAAGGCAAGAAUCUAAAUGAAUACAUAUCAGUUGUGGUGUUGGAUGAGAUUGGUCUAGCAGAGGAUUCCCCAAAAAUGCCACUGAAAACCCUUCAUCCUUUGCUUGAAGAAGGGUGCAUAGAUGACAACCCACUGCCCCACAAAAAGGUUGGAUUCAUUGGUAUAUCCAACUGGGCUUUGGACCCAGCAAAGAUGAACAGAGGCAUAUUUGUUUCCCGUGGUGAUCCUGAUGAAAAGGAAUUGGUUGAGAGUGCCAAAGGGAUAUGUUCUUCUGAUGCAAUGAUCCUUGAGAAGGUUAGGGAGUUCUUUCAGCCAUUUGCCUGGGCUUACCUAAAUAUCUGCAAGAAACAAGGAAAAGGUUUCUUUGGCCUACGUGACUAUUAUAGCUUGAUCAAGAUGAUUUUUGCUAUUACUAAGGCCUUGGAGCAAAAGCCUAGUCCUGAACAGAUUGUUGAAGCUGUGUUGAGAAACUUCAGUGGCAAAGACAAUGUGAAUGCUGUUGCUGUUUUCACUGACAGACUUAAACUCAAGCCCAACCUUGAAGCCAUCAGUGCCAUUGAACUUGUGAGACAAAACAUCACCGCCAUUGGUCAAGAUGAUGAAUGCAGAUACUUGCUCAUUCUGACUAAGAAUUAUGCAGCUCUACAGAUUCUUCAGCAGACAUUCUUUACAGAGCAAUACCAACCAGAGAUCAUAUUUGGCUCAAGCUUCCCAAAAGACCAGGAGUACACCCAAAUUUGCCGCAAUAUUAAUCGCGUCAAGAUCUGUAUGGAGACUGGUCAAACCAUUGUCCUUCUGAAUUUGCAGAACCUGUAUGAAAGCCUUUAUGAUGCACUCAAUCAAUACUAUGUUUGCCUUGGAGGUCAGAAAUAUGUGGAUUUGGGGCUUGGAACCCACCGUGUCAAGUGUAGAGUGCACAAAAGUUUCAAACUCAUAGUCAUUGAAGAAAAGGAAGUGGUCUACAAGCAGUUUCCCAUUCCUCUGAUUAACAGAUUGGAGAAACAUUUUCUGGACAUCAAUACUGUGCUAAAGAAUGAACAAAAGGAGUUUGUCAAGGAGCUUGAAAAAUGGGUUAGACAGUUCAUCUCACUCAGGAACCUGCAUUUUGCUGCUCCCCAGACACAGAACUAUGAACCAGCUGAUGUUUUCAUUGGUUAUCACUCUGAUACCUGUGCCUCAGUCAUCCUGCAAGUUACAGAGAAGCAGAAGGGAGACAUGGAGCUCUCUGACCCUCACCGACAAGUGAUGGAUGAGGCCAAAUUUAUACUACUGAACUGUGCUGCCCCAGAUGCUGUGGUUCGCCUAGAUAAUACAGUUCUUCCCAGAGUGGAAAGUGAGCACCUAUCAAAGGUAUACUUUGAAUUCCAGAAACACAGCUCCCUGGUUGACUUUAUCCUCUCUGACACACUGCAGGAAGAGGGAAGCUAUGUCUCUUUUACAGAGGUAACCACGUUCUCCAGACUUCUGACUGCAGCAGACCUCGGGCAACUGCAGGAAGUGGUUCCGAACAUAGAGAUUCUUGCACUGCAGCAGUUUGACACAGAGCAUUCCUUCCUGAAGAAGAUCAGGAACUUUUUAGAUGGUACCUCUGGAAACAAGAUCUUAAUUAUUCAGACUGAUUUUGAUGAAGAGCUACAAAGCUCUAAUCUCAUCGCAUCGGCAAAGUACUCCUCAAUCAAUGAAAUCAACAAAUUCAGGAAUGAGGAAGAGAGCAAGACCUUUGUCUACUUUGUUACAAAACUACCAAGAAUAGAAGGUGGAACCUCUUAUGUUGGGUUUCAUGGAGGUCCCUGGAAGUCUGUCCAUAUUGAUGACCUUAGAAGAACAAAAGACAUUGUUUCAGAUAUUAAGGCCUUACAGUAUCUUACCAUCAGCCAGCUGUUUGAAGAAAAAGAGGACGAUCUUGAGGCCAUGGAAGUAGAGGACAUGUACAGAGAGGCAGAAGAACAGAAAAUGGAGCAAGACAACACUGAUAGCUUGGAGAAUGCUCUAGAUACCACAGUCCUUGUACGUAGCUGUGUUCAAAGUGCAGUGGGCAUGCUGAGAGACCAAGGGCAGGCUGGCUGUCGCAGCACCAGAAGAGUAGAGAUUCUGCUGACACUCCUGUCUGACGGAGGGGAGCUUCAAGCCACAUUUCUGAAAAUGUUGAAGCGUCGUCUUCACACUUUGUUGAUUACCCAUGAUGAGCAUACAGUCUUCCCAAAGAACUGGGUUAUCAAAGAGGCAUCCAAUAUUGAUGCCCUUCAAGAGGGUGGAACCUUUAGACAUACCCUGUGGAAGCGAAUUCAAGCUGCAGUCAUACCUUUCCUGGCACAACUUGUCUCAGUUAUUGACCGUGACCACAAUCUUGACCUCUUGGUAGAUGCAAACUCAGGAGAGUCAGUGAAGAAACUCUGGUUAGACAUCUUUGGAAAUGACAAGUUAUUGAGUGUUCCAUACUCAAGGGUGGAUUCCAACUCACUGACGAAGACUGUUCUGGUCCAGAACUACAUUGUUGUGAAUAGGAAUAUGGGAUGCAUCAUGCCGUUCAGCUGGAGAAUCAAAGAUUACUUGGAGGAACUUUGGAUGCAUGCUCUGCAUCGAGAAGGCCACUCUCAGAGACAGUUUGAUGAGUUCUUCCGUAAGACUCCACUGGGCAGGUACAUUGGAGAUGCAGAGAGGGCAGUGCAGGUGGAGUUCUUACACCGAUAUCUGCAAGAUUUCACCUCUUUGACCAUGAAUGUGACAUCAGAGGUGGAACUACAGCUGCUCUCUGAAGGCCUGAUGUGCUGUGUGAAUGAACUGAAGGGACGCCAGGAGGAAGCAGAAAGCAAUGUGACCUCUUUGCCUUGGGUCCACGCUGCCUAUCAUGACUUUAAGAACCGCCUGCAGAACCUCUUCAGAAUGGUCACCAUUGAGCCCCAAAUUGCUCAGGUGCUUCUGGCCAAAGCACAGUCUAGAGAGAGCAUGGAGAUGGUAUUGGAUGUGUAUGCCGCCCUGGCCUGUGUGGAGUACCUGGAGCCCCAGGCCCUGGAUACAUCCGCUCACAGUGUGGCCUGGCUGCGGCAGGUGAAGAGGCUCCAGGGACCAGUUGAGCUGGUCUGCUCAGAAGAGAGCUCCCGCCUGUAUGGGGAAAGGAGCAAAGCCAUGGUCGCCCAUGUGCAGCAAGCCUGGCGGCGGAUCCAUUCCCUCUCGCUGUUCGUUGAGCACAUGCUGCUGGGGGUAGAUGACGUGGACCAGGAACUGAAGCCGUUGGUCUUGCAGCACACUCGGCGCUUGGCUCAAGUAUUGGGAGAGAAUUCCAACCUCAAACAGAAAAAGCCGUUUGAGGCGGUGAUCGCCAUACUCAAAGCCUGCAAAGACGGAGCAAAUGAACGCAUUUUUAGGUUUGGCUUCCAGCCGUGCCCUGUGUGUAUGGGAGACCCUCAUGAUCCACUGAGUCUGCCAUGUGACCAUGUCUACUGUCUGGCCUGCAUCAGACAGUGGCUAAUUCCCGGACAGAUGUACUGCCCCCUGUGUAUGCAAACGGUAGACGAUGACUUUGAGCUUAGGCCUUCUGAGGUCAUACGGAGCCUGAUCAAGCAGAACGCCGCGUUCAGAAAGCAGUGCAAUGCCUUCUUCAUUGAACUGGUCUCCACCAUAUGCUUCAGGGACAACUCUCCACCCAGCAGGGCCAUCAUCCUCCACCUGCUGUCCUUCCUCAUGGUGGAGUCCGGUGCUGUGCCUACCAUCAGAGGCCACCACCACCGUUUUCUGACCAAGGCUCUGUCUCCUUUUGACGACUCCGUGGACAAAAACCCUGUAGUGCGAUCAGUAGUGCUCAAACUGUUGCUAAAGUACAGCUUUGAAGAUGUGAAAGGGUACCUUCAGCAGCACCUGACUGCAGUAGAGCAGAGCAACAUCCUGGAGGAGCAUGAUAAAACAGAGCUCUACUCCCUCUACAUAAACUGCCUGGAGGACUCUAUGUUUGAGCACACCCAGUGGCACUCCCUGGCAGAAAAGCAGGCCUGCUUGCUGGAGGGGAAGAACUUCCUCCUAGAUCUCCUGGAGUAUGGGGCAGUGGCCACUCACACUGCCACCAUGGAGCACCUGCAGCAGGUGGCCAGGACUCGCCUGUGUCUAGAUAUCGCAGCAGGUCUGCUGGUCACCACCAGUGCUGCCGCAGGUGCUGGAGAGGAGACAGCGGUUGGAGAGGCUGCGUUUCUGAGGAGUGUUGUGGAUCUGUGUGAAAGUGGGAAUGACUGGUACAGAGUCUACCUCAUCAGGAAGGUCUGCAGCAUUAGUGGAGUCGAGUAUGUCCAGAAACAUCUGUAUGAACAGCAGUACGCGUGGAUGUUUCCUCAGGAAAUCCUUCAGAUGAAUCGAGACGGUAGCCAGAUUGACCAAUAUCUGGUUUAUGGUGUGGAGUAUAAGACUGUCAGAGAUGCAGUUGGCAAGGCUAUGAUGGAAUGCAAAAUGGAAAGAAUGGAGGAAGCUUGUCAGGCUUGCAAGAGUUCACCUUUGAAGAAGAGCGUGUACCUGUUGUUGGCUCUGUUUAGAGAAGUCACCUCCCUGUAUAGAAGUGCCAACCCCAGCGUCCACCCUAAACCAGAGCAACUGGUAGCACUCGAGGGCUUCAUCGAGAAAUCUGAAGUCUUCACCAGUUUUGAGUCCAGAGCGUUCGCCCGGGCUUUGGUGCAUAACCAGCUUCAUGCCCUGUGGGUGCUGGCCAACGCGGCAGGUGGAGACCACGCGGUCGUGGAGCUUGCCGUUCACCUAGCAGCAGUCCUGCUCUCCACCCAGCAGGCCCUGCUGCAGCCCCUGGUCCAGCUCGCCUUCCGACCUGCUAACAUGCAGAUGUCCUUCAUACCCACCAUGCCUGAUGACAUGCUCGCCGUGGCUCAGAAAGCCAUGGGGCUCCUUCAGUGGUACUAUUGUCCAAACGGUCAUCCAUGCACUGUUGGCGAGUGUGGUCAACCGAUGGAGAAGAGUCGCUGUCCAGACUGUGGUGCAGAGAUAGGGGGCACAGAUCACAGACCUGUCCAAGGCUUCCAACCUCUCAUGAUACAGGGAGACCGCACUCAGUCAGGGCACAUUCUGGGAGAUCCACAGCGCCGGGACCAGCCGGACAUGCAGGACACGAAGAACAUGUCCCCUGCUCCCUUCAUCAUGAUCAGGGCCCUCACUCACGCGGCUAUGCUGCUGGGAGCUUCCAGCCACCCCCAGGACGUUUCCCCUUUCAUUAAGCCCCCUGUGGAACAGCCAGGGCUGUUUCUGAUGGCCCACCUGCUGAAGGAUAUGGAGCAGUUGUGCAGGGCUCUGGGGAAGGGCACGGACGACACUGUAUGCGCUGUCCACUUGAUCAUCUGCAGCCUGACAGAGCCUCAGCAGAACAGAGAGUGGCCUGUUCCUUACGAUCAUCUGCUCUCCACUAAAGAGAACAGAAAUAACUGGGAGGACGCCGUGAACAGAGACAUCACACAGCAACUGAAGCUUUUGGAGAGGCAGCUGGGAAAGGUGAACGCCUUCAUCAGGGAGGACGAGAGGGUGUCGUCCAACCCGGUAAUGAAGCUGACGUUCGGGGACCCGCGGCUGUUUCUGCAAUCGCUCCCCGUGGACUCCCUGAUCCACAGCUCGGCUGUGUGGAGCUGCAGGGAGCGGCCCUCUCUUCCCAGCCUGUCCCACAUCGUCGAGCAGAACGGCGGCCACGACGCCCUGCCUGUACUCUGGAAGUUCCUACAGAGGGAGGCAGAAUUGAGGAUGGUGAAGUUUCUCCCAGACAUUCUGGCUCUCCAGAAGGAUCUGGUGAAGACAUUCCAGAAUGUGAUGGAGCUUCCAUGUAACACCAUAACAGAGUUCCUUCAUAGCCAGAAAGCAGCGUCUCUCAUAGCUUCAUAUGAGAAACGAAUCAAGAUUUUUCUCUCGACAUGGAACCAACUCCGAGUAUCUCUGGCCACAAAUGGAGAGAUCAAGCUCCCAGCGGAGUUCUGCCAGGAAGACCUGGACCUUGGCUCUGACCUCCAGGUCCUGCUGCCACGGCGACAGGGCCUGGGUCUCUGUUCCACCGCUCUGGUCAGCUACCUCAUUGCUCUCCACAAUGAGAUGGUCUACACAGUGGACAAGUACACUAAUGAGGAGACAUGCUUCUCUGUGAGUCCAGUUGAUCUGACGGAGCUUCAUGUGAUCCGGUACGAGGUGGAGAGGGACCUUAUGCCCCUGGUGCUCUCCAACUGCCAGUACAGCAUGGAACGUGGCCGUGAGAUGCUGUCCGAGUACGACCUCCCCAAGAUCCAGCAGCAGGUCCUCACGCGUUUCCUGCAGGGGAAGCCGCUUGUCACCCUCACCGGAAUUCCGACACUGGUGAACAGACAUGACAGAAACUACGAGAACAUUUUCAAGGAUGUGAUGGCAAAGGUUCAACAAGAACCGCUGUCCUCCCUGGGCCAGGCCUCGCUGGUGGCUGAGCUGCAGGCCUACAGUGAUGUGUGUGAGGCCCUGUCCACAGUGGAACUGGCCCUGGGCUUCCUGGCCAUGACCGGAGGAGACACGCAUAUGCAGCUGGGCACGUACCUGAGGGAGGAGCUGCAGAUGGACGACCACGCGGCUCCGCACGUCAUCAAAGCCCUGAGCAGAUGCAGCCUGGGACAUUGCGUGGCUCUGUGGCAGCUCCUCAGCGCCCUCAAAUCUGAGACCAUGCUACGCCUUAAGAGGGACCCGUUUGCUGGGAUAAGCAAGGAGUACAAGAAGGCCCUGGGGGAGGAGGAGAAGAGGCAGCUGAUGGGCUUCUUCAUGAAGGCCAGUGCAGACUCCUUCUUGCUGGAAAUGCACGAGUUCCUGCUGCUGGUCUUGAAGAACCCUAAUGCCACUGACACAUACAAGCCCAACUGGAGCAUAAAAGACACUGUGAUGUCCUACAUGGAGCGGAAAGACUUGAAUGUCCCUGUGGAUGUGCAGGAGUUCUUCCCUGAAGAGGUUCUCCUGUCUCAGUACAUAGAGGCCUGGAAGUACUCUGUAAUCCUCAAGCAAGAGCGCAACCAAAGAUAGAGCUCAUUCCCUCCCCCAGCUUCACCUUCUCUCCAUGGCAUUAGUCCGUCUCCCAUUUUCAGAGUUAAAACCCUCGUGUUUACAGUCAUUAUAUUAACACUGGUUUCAUGUGGUGGUCCAUUUUCCCAAGUGCCAAAGAGGUGCAAUGUGUUGUUUAAACAUUAUCAGUACAGAAAUCUUUAAAAAAAUUAGCAAUUUGCACAAUAAAGAACAAUCAACCUUCCUAUAUAGGCAGACAAGCAAAUAAAAUAUCUACAGAUUGUGUUCUUUUUUUUUUGUAUGCCUGUACAGAGAGACUUUAAAUUGCCAACAAUUUGUUUAGACUUUUUGCUUGGGAUUUUUCAGAGACAAUUCAUGUUAAUAACAGGUAGUGGUAUCAGUUAAAUUUGGACUCAGGGACUAAUUCUGAAUGAUUGAUUGUUAGCUUUAGGAGUAAAAUCAGUUAGUGAAUAUAUUAUUUGAACACUGGGAGCAGACUGGGUUACAGUGACAGUGGAUUGUUCUGUGGCUGUAUGCUAAGACUGCUUAGAUUUUUAGUUUCUUUUUUUCCUUCUUGUUUUGCUGUAUUAGUAUUUUAUUGAGAUGAUGACCUGUUGCCUUAAACUGAGCCCUUAUCUGGUACUCUUGCACUUUCUCUUUGUCCUUAAAGAAUUAAAUCAUUUUCCUAAGGACCGUUCUGUAGAAUCUAAUAUUGUGGCUAUUAAAGUAUGCUAUGUUUCAUAAAUAAAAUUAGUCUUGUUUUCAAGAAUCUGGUGAA